AUGGUGCCGCCGUCCCUGCCUGCUGCCCCCGCCCGUUCUUCAUCUCUGCCGUUCGCGGGCCUGUCUGGACAGCGUGUGCUCUGUUCACGCUGUGCACGAGCUUGGCAGUCGCCUCGGUACAGGGUCUGUGAUGACUGCCGCCAUAAGGCUCGCAUGAUGCGGCGGCGACGGCGUCCGGUACCUGUAGCUGCUUCUGUGGACCCGGCCGCGCAAGUGCUGCCCGUUCUUCCUUACAUCCGUGGACCGUCUAUUAUUCCAGUGCAACCUCUAUGGUGGACACGCCUUACCCAGGCCGCAGUCCGGCCCUUCUCUCAGGACUGGUCAAAGGACUGCUCCUUCUGCGGUAUUCCCCUUCUUUCUACUGAGGCUGAUGGCUGGUGCUGUCGGCGAGGCCGCAGACGCUUACCUCACCUACCACCAUUCACGCCAGCUGUGCAGUCUCUCCUGCACCGGUAUCAAGGCCGUGUAUCUGCCAUGAGCCGUCGGCUCAAUAACCUGUUUGCCUUUUCCGCCAUCGGCACCACUGGCCAAUUCGUUCGAUUCCAAGGUCAGGCGAACGUGGUCCUAGAAGGCCAUAUCUACCACCGUUUGCUGGAUGUCGCGGAUACGGGUCACAGCAUGCACUGGUUUCUUUAUGACGAGUCCGAACGAGGUCUACGGGCAAGGGAUCAUGACAUCCCUAAUGACAUUCUACAUGGAAUUCGCGAUUUUCUCAGCCUGGUUAAUCCCUAUGUGCGGACCUUGCGGCACGCCGUCAGUCAGGUCCCGGACCAAACAGUCGCCCUCGCUGUUGAGCUCUCUAUCCCGCCUGCGGGUGGUGAGCUCGCUGCAGUUAUCACUACAGAAAAUCUCCGCCGCGUGGCCCCGCGACAGGUCGUCUUUUACAGAAAAGGUGGCCAGCAGCCACGGUUCGUUCCGAUCCUGUCUUGCCAGUACGAGCCGCUGCAAUAUCCACUUCUCUUUCCACAUGGCACGCGAGGUUGGGGCUUUCUCGACGAGUCCCGGAAAAACAUACCCUGCACGCAGAUCCAAUGGUACCGCCACCUGUUCCUGGGCAAGCCACGCAUGCGGAUCUAUGGCCGUUUGGCGUGUGAAUAUGCUGUGGACAUGGUCUCGCGGACGGAGGAGGAGCGCUUGCACUAUCUCAAACGGGGCCGACGCAUGCAAGCUGCUGCCAUGGAUGAGGCUCCAAAUCCUGACAUCCCCGAUCUCGUCGAGAACAGAAUCCCUGCCGGUUUCAUGGGGUCCCGGGCCUGGGCUUCGGACCAGGUGGCUGACUCCCUCGCGAUCGCGCGACAGCUGGCCAAGCCGUCACUGUUCCUCACCAUGACGACCAACCCUAACUGGCCCGAGAUUCAGUCCCAGUUGCUCCCACGCCAACAUUUCACAGACAUCCCUGCGGUGGUGUGCCGUGCAUUCCACGGACGACUCUGUGGGCUGAAGGCCUUUAUGAGGGAGAAAUUUGGAGGCCUCCUGUACGAGAUAUGCGUUACAGAGUUCCAGAAACGGGGUCUACCACACGCGCAUCUGGUCGUUAAGCUCCAACAUGAAUUACCUUUGAGCAAACUAGAUGGCUUCAUCUGCGCCGAGUUACCAGAUCCGGACGAGGUCCCUGCCCUACAUGCAGCGAUCGGCAGAUUCCACAUGCACUCACAGAACCACUUGGACCGGUCCACGUCACGCUGCAACCGAGACGGCCGCUGCAUUUACGAGUACCCUCAACCUAUUAAUAACCAGACUUACAUGGAUGAUCUUGGUCGUGCCCAUUACCGCCGACGCAAGCAGGAAGAUCGAUGGGUGACUCCUCAUGUACCCGCCCUAAUGCACCUGCUCGACUGCCAUAUCUAUGCGGACGUGUGCUCUACAGCGACGAUCUUCCUUUACCUGUUUAAGUACCUCUUCAAAGGACCCGAUCGGGCGCGCUUUGGUAUUCGGGCCCUCCACGAUGCCCGGGCAGACGGUGAGGGCGACCAAAUAGAUGAGUUCAGAGACUAUAUGAACGCCCGUUACCUCUCUUCGUCCGAGGCUGUCUACCGCAUCCUCAACUUCCAUACUGUCUCCAAACGUCCUGGCGUCCGCUGCCUCUCUGUCCAUCUGGAAGGCAAGAACUUAGGGAGGAUGCACGAUCGAAACCAACCGGGUUACUCCGAGAUGAGCGACCUGUUGUGGUACUUCAAACGCCCAUCCACAGAAACCUUCUCAGGCUUGAAGUAUACCGAGUUCUUCAGCCUUUACUACCUAGAGACGGUGCCCCUGGAUGUUCCACUACACCGAGGUCAGACCCUCAUUGCUACUGUCACCACCGAAAAGGGACCAUGCCAAAAGGUGUUGCGCCGUCGAGUCCGCCAGCCUAUUGUCACCCGACUUCAGACCGUCCCACUUCGUCUGAAGGAAACGUUUUACCUACGCGCACUGCUCCAGGUGCGGCCUGCGAACAGCUUCGAAGAUGUCCGCACUAUCCGGGGUCACUGCUAUCCCACAUACCAGGAGGCUGCCACUGAGUUAGGACUCUUCCAGGAUAACCACGAGGCCGUGUACGCGAUGAAUGAAGCGAUCACAGCCUACAGCGCCCCUGUGGAACUAUGGUCCCGCUUCCAGGGCGAUCUCAAUGCUGACUAUAGACUACGUCACCCUACAGCCCACGCCACAGACCUUGCCUUGCAGGACCUGGCACGCUAUUUCUCAGCACAGGGAUCGUCCUUGGCACAGUGUGGCCUACCGGAGCCCGUUCAACGUUGCGCGGAGGUGGAUUUGGAACUUGCCUUCUUCCAGACCCAAUAG
Messenger RNA from Penicillium canescens, 2781 nucleotides. RefSeq lists its product as uncharacterized. The transcript has 2 exons. NCBI's taxonomy places the organism in Eukaryota, Fungi, Ascomycota, Eurotiomycetes, Eurotiales, Aspergillaceae. The coding region runs from base 1 to 2781 and encodes 926 amino acids. The record is from RefSeq and is a predicted model, not a curated record.